ACCGACGAGGCUUGCGCUGGUGUCGGGCUGGCGGGCAGUGAGGGACGCGCCCUUUUGGGGCUGGCCAGAGCCAUCAAGGCGAAAGGAAGCGGCGGGCGGACCACCGCCGUCGCCGUCGACGUCACUGUCGACGUCGCCGUUGCUACGGCAACUGAGUCAUCGGCGAUGGCGAGGCGGUGUGGCGAGUGGUCACGGAGGGCGUCAGAGUCUGGCUUGGGCAGUUGCCAUCGGGCGACGGAGGUGGCGGUGGGGACAGCAACGGCGGUGGCGGCGGAAGAGGCGGUCAAGUCGACUGGGCCGCCGAGGGCCGCGGACGGCGGAGGUGACGUUGGGCAGACAUGCUCUCCGAGGCAGAAUGCGGAGCCGCCUCCUUCCGACUGCGCGCACGCGAACACGCACACGCACACGCACACGCACACGCACAUACACACACGCACACAGGCUGUGCAUCCACUGGCCCAGUCGCACAGUCAUCCGGGCGCCACACCUCGCACACAGACACGCCGACGUAAGAGGCAAGGUCAGAGACACCGGCGCAGAGCCCGGCUGCAGCCGAGCCUCCUCGGUCUCUCUCUCUCCCCACUCUCCUCCUCUUGCCUUGGUUCGUCCCUUCACUGGCACGGCCCCUCCCCGCGACCGGCACAAGCCCUCGUCGUGACACACACGCUCGCAGCACAUGCACACGCCGACGCACACAUGGACACACACCCACCUGCGCAGCCAGUCUCACCGCCUCUCAAUCUGUCGCUCUGUCCCUCGCGCCUGGACUGGCACGCCAGCGCCACCUUUCAGACAGGCCCGUGGCCCCCUUUGACCGAAUCGACGCCGUCAAAACUCUCCGCGACUUGCCCGCAAAGGGGUUGGCUGGCUCAAGCCUCGACCUGUCUCGCACCGGCACCGACACCGGCACCGGCACCGGCGCACUGCGACACACACGCACAGGCAGAGAGGAUGCGUCGGAUGGGACAGCGACAAGCAGAGCUUGAAAGGCGUCCGCCAAAGCCGCCGGCCCGUCGGCACGCAGAAGCGCUCCGAAUCGGUAGCCGGGCCGCACGGGGAAAAGAGACACACAACACCGGCACACACGUCACUCACUCUUUUCGGCCAGGCAACCACGCCGACCUCCCUCCGCGUGCCAGUCGGUACAGAGCACUCGGGCGACGACACAACCCCACCAGACGGACACACAGCUACACACGCCUAAAUAAACACACCGGGCAAGAGAGAGAGAGAGAGCGUCGGUGUGGCUGUGCCAGUGUGUCGUCGGUCGGUUCCGUCCGCUGUCUGCUGUGUGCCGCGGGGUGGCGGCCGGCGCAGCAGCCAAUCACCGCAGCUCCGUUGCCCUCGGAGACGGCACAGCAGUGCGUCUGUCUGCUGCCCGGCGCCGACCCCACCCUCGACUGGCUCGAGGCGAGUGCUGCUGCCGGAGGUCGGCCAAACAGCGUGUUGCCGUGCCGUGCCUGCCGUGUCGACGUCGACGUGCAAGUGUUAGUCACUUCGGUCGGCGUGUCUGCUAGUCGUGGCCGAGUGGAGGGAGGGAGGAAGGGAGAAAGGGAAAAGAACCGACUCCUUCAAACACACCAACACUCGACGGCCGCACAGAUGGCUCCGGAUGAGACAGACACUCGCAUGCACACAUGCCGGCCGUCAGACCAGGCAUGA
Molecule: messenger RNA, 1662 nt
Organism: Protopolystoma xenopodis
Lineage: Eukaryota; Metazoa; Platyhelminthes; Monogenea; Polystomatidea; Polystomatidae
Source: the annotation of a GenBank genome assembly